AUGAAUUAUUGUUCUUUUUGUUUCAUUCACGUGAUUUUUCGCCCUAUUUUGUUUGAUUUUUCUUCUUUCUUUCUUUCUUUCUUUCUCCUACAUCCGCCAAAAUUCUUCCUUUCUUUUUUCAUUCCACCUUCUUUCUUUUUUCCAUUUCCACCUACGUUCUUUCUUUCUUUCUUUCUUUCUUUCUUUCUUUCUUUCUUUCUUUGUCUCCUUUCUUCUUUUUCCCCCUUCUGUCUAUCUGUCUAUCUUCCUUUGUUUUUUCUCCAUCCCUCCUCCUUCUUUCUUCCUUUUUCCCUUUCUAUCGGUCUGUCAUUCAUUCUUUCUUUCUUUCUUUCUUUCUUUUUCUAUUUCCACUUACCUUCUUUCCUCGCCCUUCUUUCUUCCUUUUCCCCCUUCUGUCUUCGGUCUGUCUGUCUGGCUGUCUUUCUUUCUUUUUCUAUUUCUAUCAACCUAAUUAAUUUCUUUCUUUCUUUCUUUCUUUCUUUCUUUCUUUCUUUCUUUCUUUCUUUCUUUUUUUUUAUCCACCCCUCCUCCUUCUUUCUUCCUUUUUCCCCUUUUGUCGGUGUCUCAUUCAUUCUUUCUUUCUUUCUUUCUUUUUCUAUUUCUACCUGCCUAAUUUCUUUCUUUCUUUCUUUCUUUCUUUCUUUCUUUCUUUCUUUCCUCACCCUUCUUUCUUCCUUUUCGCCCUUCUGUCUGUCUGUCUGUCGAUCUUUGUUUUUUCCCCAUCCUUACUCUUUCUUUCUUCCUUCUUCCCCUUUUGUCGAUCUUUCUUUCUUUCUUUCUUUUUCUAUUUCUACCAACCUAAUUUCUUUCUUUCUUUCUUUCUUUCUUUCUUUUCUUUUCUAUUUCUACCAACCUAAUUUCUUUCUUUCUUUCUUUCUUUCUUUCUUUUUCUAUUUCUACCAACCUAAUUUCUUUCUUUCUUUCUUUCUUUCUUUCUUUCUUUCUUUUUCUAUUUCUACCAACCUAAUUUCUUUCUUUCUUUCUUUCUUUCUUUCUUUCUUUCUUUUAUAUCCAGCAACAUUCUUUCUUUUUUCAUUCCAACUUCUUUCUUUCUUUUUCGAUUUCCACUUCUUUCUUUCUUUCUUGUUUUUUUAUCUCUGUUUUCUAUCUGUCCAUCUUCAAUUUUUCUUUAAAUUCUUUCCUUCAUAG
Molecule: messenger RNA, 1149 nt
Organism: Acanthosepion pharaonis
Lineage: Eukaryota; Metazoa; Mollusca; Cephalopoda; Sepiida; Sepiidae
Source: the annotation of a GenBank genome assembly